Molecule: messenger RNA, 2115 nt
Organism: Lottia gigantea (owl limpet)
Lineage: Eukaryota; Metazoa; Mollusca; Gastropoda; Lottiidae
Exons: 5
Coding region: 69-614 (181 amino acids)
Biological process (GO): cilium assembly
Cellular component (GO): microtubule cytoskeleton; cytoplasm
Molecular function (GO): GTPase activity; GTP binding
Source: RefSeq, a predicted model, not a curated record
CAAAUACGGACAAAUCGUGACGUCACACGUAGUUACGUGCAAGCAAAUACCUCACCGGAUCAUAAAUUAUGGGUUUGUUAUCUUUAUUAAGACGAUUACGUGGAAAUACACAGAAAGAAUUGAGAAUAUUAUUAUUAGGUUUAGAUAAUGCUGGAAAAACAACUUUAUUAAAGACUUUAGCUUCUGAAGAUGUUACACAUAUCACACCAACUCAAGGUUUUAAUAUCAAAACAGUGCAAUCAGCUGGUUUCAAUCUCAAUGUCUGGGAUAUUGGUGGACAAAGACGUAUCCGUCCUUACUGGAAAAAUUAUUUUGAAAAUACAGAUAUUUUGAUCUAUGUAAUAGAUAGUGCGGAUAGAAAGAGAUUCGAAGAAACAGGCGAGGAAUUAAAUGAUUUAUUAGAAGAAGAAAGACUAGCUGGUGUACCUGUCAUUAUAUUUGCCAAUAAACAAGAUUUAGUGUCUGCUGCCUCAGCAACUGAUAUAUCAAAUGGUUUGAAUUUGACCCAAAUAAGAGAUAGAGAAUGGCAUAUACAACCAUGUUCUGCUCAAAGCGGAGAGGGAGUUAAGGAUGGCUUAGAAUGGGUUAUUAAAACAUGUGGUAAAAAGAAAUAAAAAUAUAAUCAUCAUUGAACUAUUAUUCACAUUUUACUGUUUUACUUUGAAUGUCACCAGUGAAUUCUUGAUGUUAAAUGUACUAUUCAUUUCUUCAUUCAACACAAACGACCUGUCACAUAAAUCAAAAUUUUUAUUUUUAUUUAACUUGAGAUAAUUGAUAUUGUUCACAAGUUAGCUAGCACCUACAAAAUGUAUUUUUGAUGUUGUCAAAAUAGAACUAAAUAGUUUCGUAACUGAAUUUUUUGCAAUUAUUUUCUAAAUUUAUCAAUUGUUGUUAUGGGGCGUUAGUGUUAUUUAGUGUGCUUUCAUUCAAAAUGUCCCUCUUUUACUUUGCAUAGGUUUAAAAUAGAAUUUUCAUUGUACUCUGUUAUAGAUGUAUUGUGUUAAAAAGAUUUCUGAAUAUUUUUCCGUCCAUUAUGUCCAAACAUUUACUAUGUGAUCAAUUAAAUGUGGCCUUGAAUGUUGUAGCACAUUCUGUACUGGCAGUUGAAGCCAAGCCUGAAAAUCAGAAAUCAUUAGUAUGUUAUUCAAAUUUAGUUUCCAUGGUAUAAUAUGAAAACAGUUGAUUGAGUUCAGAAAAAAAAACUAUACUUGGCUGAGAAUGAUAUAUGUAAAGAAAGAGAAUUCCUAAUGAUGAAAAGACUGAUGUUACCAAAAGCUCUAUUUAAUUACAGUACCAGGUUUCUAAUUCAGGCUUGAUUACUAUAUAUUAUUCAGGAAAGUAGUAAAGGAAAUACUUUAGGUUGGUAGUUGUAGUUAUAAGAUUAUAUGAUAACUGUUAUAUGUAUUGUAAUAUGAAAUCCAUUCUACAUCCAUUCAUAAUAAAAUUAUAAACAUUCUUUGCAUUGGAAUAUUAUCAGUUAUAAGUAUAUCUCUUUGAGUCACCCAUGUCUAUCUGCUUAAUCACAUUUCCUUAUCAGUGCUCUGUAUGAAUUUCAACUGAUUUUUUAUCAAACUUUGUGUAAAUGAUCUUUAAUAUUGGAAUCGUAAGAUAAUCAUCUAAUGAUUACUUAUUGCCCUGGUCUCCAAAAUUGAUUUUCCUGAAAUCUUAAAGCAUCCUAAAAAAUUCCACAUCAUGCUAAUUAUAAUACUUAGCCAUGGAUGCACAGUAAACAUUAUUGUUAUUCUUUGACCAAUGAAAAGUAUUAUCUCUAUUGUUAUCACUAAAGUUGCUUCUUUGAGUCCAUACUAUAUAUCUAGACAACACUGUGUCAAGUAAUGAGUGGCUGUGGAACUUCUUUAUUAAUGUCUCUAGGUGAGAUCUUUCUUCAGCAAGCAGAUUUAAGACAACUCUGGCAUAAAAAAAAAUUAAGGAAGAUUUGAACCUAUGGUUCCUUGGCAAAUUGUUUAAUUACAUUCCCAAAUUUUGAGUUAUAUCUAUAUGUUAUAGAUAAGCAACUAUGGUACAUCUUCAUUACUUUUGAGCAAUUUAUUGGGUUACCUUACUUUACUGGCUGGAAUAAUGUUAGCUUUGAGCAAAAUAAAAUAUAAUUUCUUC